AUAUGCGGCUGUCAAAAACGUGUUGGUAAACGUGUCUUCGUCGGUUAUAAAAAACAUAUUCUACCACCAUAGUUCACAAUGAGUUGCUUCAUUUGCCGUGGUGAAACGGUUUCUCGUUCCCUGUGAACAGUGCCGGUGGUUAUAGUUGUUGCCCUUUCACUGAACUGGGUCUGUCGGUAACUGGAGAGACUGGAUCGCUGGUUGUGCAAUUUUGGUGGGCAACGAAAACCGGGAGUGAGCAGCAGCAGGAAUUCGGCCGAAAACUUGUUUACAUUCACACACAGACAGACAGACAGGCAGCCUCUCACUCCCAUGUUCUUUUGCGUUGGCGUAAAUGAAACAGAAAGCAUCCUGGUCAUGUUGAGAUAGCCGACCGACCGACCGACCGACGAGACUCGUCAUCGCGCGCUUCCGUGUUCCCGCAUCUAUCCCCACCCCCAGCGACAACGAAGGCUAAGAAAGCUACCGUAGGACACUGGUCGGGUGGUCGGAAAACGGGCGCGCCUGCAACGGAGCAGCAGCCCACAACACUCGAUGGUGGUGGUUUCAUUGUAGUGUAGCAUUCAUUGUGCAACGGAGCGGUCACAAAUCGGUUCGAGUGGAAAACUUUAGCGUGCUGUUUACGGGAUGAGUGAAAGACACGCCACGAUUGCGGAACAGCUGGCCAAAUGGCGUCAGGACCAUUUGCUGGCGUUUUGGGAUGUGCUCACGGAACAGCAGCGGACUACGUUACUAGAUUCGCUGUCCGAUAGCGUCGACUGUGGUGCGCUGGAUGAAGCGUUCCGCCGUGCCAUGGCAACCGCCACGUCGACGAAGGAAGAUUUGAACGAGCUGCUGAAACCACUCGCCCGCGAACGAUAUCUAUCGGUGGCCGAGGCAACGGAGGCGGAGCUGGAGGAUUUGCGGCAGGCAGGGCUGGAACAGAUUCGGGCUGGCCGGGUUGGCGUUAUACUGUUGGCGGGCGGGCAGGGCACCCGGCUCGGUUCGACUGCUCCGAAAGGCACGUACAAUGUGCAGCUGCCAUCGGGAAAGUCACUGUUUCAGCUCCAAGCCGAGCGUAUCAGGAAGCUGCAGCAGUUGGCCGGUGGUGACGGCCGCAUCCACUGGUACAUCAUGACCAGCGAGCAUACGCACACGGAAACGCUCGACUACUUCCGGGAGAACAAUUACUUCGGUCUGCCGGCCGAUCAGGUCCGGCUGUUCCGGCAGCGCAGUGUGCCGUGCGUCGAUUUCGACGGGCGCAUUCUGCUGGACGAAAAGUGGAAAGUGGCCACCGCCCCCGACGGUAACGGAGGUAUCUACCGUGCGCUCAAGGACGAAGGCAUACUGGACGAACUGGACCGGGCAGGCGUCCAGUAUCUCCACGCCCACAGCGUGGACAACAUACUGAUCAAGGUUGCAGAUCCAGUUUUCAUCGGCUACUGUGUGCGCAAAGAUGCCGACUGCGGUGUGAAGGUGAUCGAGAAGGUGCAGCCGGACGAAGCCGUCGGUGUGGUGUGCGAGGUGAAAGGCAAGUACCAGGUAGUCGAGUACAGCGAGCUCUCGAGCGAAACGGCCAAUCGCCGCAAUCCGACCGACGGCAAGCUCACAUUCAACGCUGGCAACAUUUGCAAUCACUUCUUCACCGCCAGCUUUCUACGGCGCAUUGCCGACACGCAAAUGCCGCUGCACGUGGCCAAGAAGAAGAUCCCGUACGUCGACACGGCAACCGGCGAACGCGUGAAGCCCACCGCCCCGAACGGCAUCAAGAUGGAAAAGUUCAUCUUCGACGUGUUUCCGCUGGCGGAACGGUUCGUGGCGCUGGAGGGCCGCCGGGAGGAAGAGUUCAGUGCCCUCAAGAAUGCCGAUUCGGCCGGGAUCGAUUGUCCGUCGAGCGUGCGGGGCGACAUCUACCGAUUGCAUCGGAAGUGGCUUAUCGCAGCAGGCGCGGUCGAAGUGCUUGAUGCUGCCGACGCAUCGUUUGAUUGCGAAAUUUCUCCGCUCCUAUCUUACGCUGGCGAGGGGCUGGAGUUGGCCGCCAGCGGUCAAAGCUUCCGCUGUCCAGUGCAUCUGACCGGGGCCGAUGAGCGGCAGGCACACUAACAAUGCAUGGAGGCGGAGGGGAGAGAGAGAGAGAGAGAGAUAGAUAGAGACCACGAUUGAUGCUGCUGCAGAUGUACAAUCAUCACAUCAAUCGAAGCAGUUACGCUAUCGCCUUCUCAUCGAUGAUUUAUCGCUUGCUUUGUAGGGGGCCUACCGCCCACUAGAGGCGCCAACAUUAACCAAGAAGCGAAAAUGAAGAAGGCCAAGAGGAGUACACGCAAGUACACCAAACGUCGAGAUGUACAUGUGUGUGUCGUCUUACUGUCGGAAGCUUAAUUGGAACGUCCAACUGUAGAACGUUUGGGAAGCUGAGUUCGCGCCUUUAAACAACGAUUUUGGUCUAAAAUUUAGUUACACUACCUGCUGAUCUGUGUUCAACUUAAGAAUCUUUGUUUUUUCUUCUUUAGUUCCUUUCGUCAUCUUUCCGUCGGCUGUUGGUUUCAAUGCUUCCCCACCAACUCACGACGUAUCUCAAUUAACUCGAUUAUUUUGAAAACAUUGGCCCAUUAUACUGUUUAACCGUUUCUUUCCGUUCUAUGUGUUUGUUUGUUUGUUAUUAUUUGGCUAGCAAAACUGACAGUUAGGUAGAUAGUUGAAGGCCCCGAGACAUUCCGAACGUGUGCCGAACACACCUGUUUCAGAAACAGCCCUGUCUAACACACACACAUCGGCUGGAAAGUGGAUCACGUUUUUCGAUAAUCAGCAUCAAUUAAUGUUUACACUACUGCUGUUGAGCUGGAUGUGUGUGCGUGUGUGUGUGGACAGGCUUAUCUUAAGUACACCGCACACACGCACACGCACGCACUCGAAAGCAGGAGCAAAUCGCAAUAUAAUAUAAUCCGCCUCUUUGUUAUCUGUUUUUCUUUUAAGGUGUUAUCAAUACUGUUGUAGUUGAGUUGAGUGUGUGGUGCGCGCAUAUAAAAGCAUACAGAUUUCCUUCCUUAGCAAUGAGAUUUCUUCUAUUAUAUAGUAAUAUAAUCAUUUUUUUUUAUCGUUAAACCCUAGGCGCUAGCAACGGUAUACUUAAGCACACACGCGCGUUUUACCAAUUUUACUUUUGCUUGUUAGAACAAAAUUUAUGAUUUCUUUUUAAAGAAAACGAAACAAAAAUAUGGUAAUAAAAAGAAAUAAAAUAAAACAAUUUCCAUCCUGUGCCUGA
Anopheles stephensi (Asian malaria mosquito) is the source of this 3241-nucleotide messenger RNA. It is a transcript of the gene mmy, whose product is annotated as UDP-N-acetylhexosamine pyrophosphorylase-like protein 1. Gene Ontology annotation, molecular function: UDP-N-acetylglucosamine diphosphorylase activity. Bases 628 to 2082 code for a protein of 484 amino acids. The transcript has a single exon. Gene Ontology annotation, biological process: UDP-N-acetylglucosamine biosynthetic process. NCBI's taxonomy places the organism in Eukaryota, Metazoa, Arthropoda, Insecta, Diptera, Culicidae. The record is from RefSeq and is a predicted model, not a curated record.